Molecule: messenger RNA, 2346 nt
Organism: Scatophagus argus
Lineage: Eukaryota; Metazoa; Chordata; Actinopteri; Scatophagidae
Product: olfactomedin-4-like
Exons: 6
Coding region: 34-1401 (455 amino acids)
Biological process (GO): signal transduction
Source: RefSeq, a predicted model, not a curated record
UUUGUUUCAUUUAGAUUUACUCUGUGAUCCACCAUGAAGAUGCAUGUGCUUGUUCCUCUGUGUGCUCUGUUCACCCUCACCCAACAGGUACCUUCACGUGAUAGGUGUGCAUGUGAGUUGACUAACACAGAGAAGGCUUUCCCUCAUGACAAACUCACCACAGUGAAGGACAACGCCUCAAAAUGCAACAGUAACACCACACCACAAAAGACUCUGGAGCUGGAAAGUCUGCUGUUGGGUUUGGAGAAACGUCUGCCCCAGCUGCAGGAAGAUGUGUCCAUGCUGGAGAAGGAAGAUGAUGGAGACCUCUAUGGAGUCAUCAGCCUGCAGGUGGUGGAGAACGAACUGCUGGAGAUUAAGCAGCUCAUCAGCAGGCUCCGCAGCACCACCCUGGAACACCAGUUUCUGACUAAUGACACCACUAAAAAAGUGAGUGAAAAGCACCUGCUGCUAAACACUGACAUUCAAGAAGGCAGUAUGCAAUUCUGCUAUAAGGGCAGACUGAUUUUUUUUCUCUGCAUUUGCACAGUUUAUUUCAUCAUUGCUUCAUCUCACAUUUUUUUACAAGGCAACUGUCCCCAUGGGUGGUUACGGAACGUUACCGGGCCAAGGGUGUACACAGCAGGAGAGUACCCUGGCUCCUACAACUAUGGAGCCUGGGGUCGAGAUUCCAAACCAGAGGAGGGGAAGGAGAGUUGGUAUUGGCUGGUAAUGAUGACCUCCAGCAACAAAUACUCCAACUACGUCCGUCUUUACUCCAGUCUGAGUGCUCUCAUUGUUGGGGAAAGCAGACCAGGUAAUGUCCAGAUCAGCCCCUCUAAUCCAACCACCAACACCAUCCAGGGUCCAAAUACGGUGCUGUAUGGAGAGGCUUUGUACUACAACUGUUACAAUCAAGAUUCUGUUUGUCGAUUCAACCUGACCACCAAAACUGUGACCACCUUACAACUUCCAAAAGGCACCAGGUUUAACUCAAAGGGUAACUUCUGCCACCUUGAUGAAUGCUACCCAUUCACUGACCUGGACCUGGCAACAGAUGAGUCAGGUGUCUGGGUCAUCUAUACCACCACCCAGGACUUUGGCAACUUGGUGCUGUCCAAGGUGGAGGAGGGGGAACCGAUGACACUUGGCCAAACCUGGUACACCUCAGUCUACAAGCAGGCUGUGACCAACACCUUUAUGGCGUGCGGUGUGCUCUAUGCAACACGGUAUGUCAACAAAGACAUGGAGGAGAUCUUCUAUUCUUUUGACACCACGACAGGCAUGGAAAGGUUCAACAUUGGUGUCUUCAUCAACAAGAUGUCAGCCAAUAUUUAUUCCCUGAACUACAGCCCUGUGGACCAGAGGCUGUAUGCCUACUGUGACUCCUACAUGGUUUCCUAUAAGGUUUUGUUUUUGUAAAAGCACAAUGCUGACAACAUAACAUCCACAAAAGCCUGUAUGUUCAUUAAUAGUGGCAAGCACAAACAAAUAAAGGUUCUUCAUAAGGCUGACAAAAAGCAUUGAGGAGAUGCGAAAUUACCCUGCACUUACAUGGUACACAUAAUAAAUUUAGAUGCCAAAUUCAGCAUAAUGUGCAUUUACAUUCUGCUAAUUCCUUUACUACAAAAAUGAGUCAUGUCAUACCCACACUACAAUACCCUGCUGUUGUCAGUUUAUUGCUGCUUUCAUCCACAAAAUCACUUUGCAUUUCUUCCUCGAGAUGUGCAGUAUAUCAAGUAAAAUGAUCAAAUUUAAACAAUUAAAAGAUGUACGUCAAUUAGUCUAAUCCUUAGAAACACCAAGUUACUUGAAUGAUAAACUAAAUAACACAAAGAAGAGUAUUUGAGAGCUCCCUGUCAUUGCCCCAACUGCCCCAACAAAAUCCAAUUUAUAUUGAGACUACUAAGUUGUUAAAAUGUUAUAUCAGUUUGUAUAGAAUGUAAUUUUGCAUUUUCAAAUUGCAAACAUUAGUAUUUUAAUCAAAAACAUUUUAUUAUGCGUUUUACUAACACAUUUCAUGAUUAGUAUAGUAUAAUAUAUAUUAGUAUAAUAUAUUAGUAUUAGAGUAUUUGUAAUUUGCAACAAGAUACUUUUUGAUGCAUUUGUGCCCAUCUCUGGCUGUUCUUUUAACCGGUCUUAAGCUACUGUCAAUAAACUUCAAAACUUCUUGAGAUGUUUCACUUUUAAAGCCUACCUAAAUGAUUUUCUCCUGAGCUGCUGGGGAUAUCUUAAAGCUAACUAAACAUCUUUGUAGGUGUAGAGUUUUGUUGUUCAUUAGCAUAGGUACUGCUGAAACUUCUGAAGUACCUGGCUUGGUCAGUUGAAGCAUUUCAACACUUUGUAUAAACAUGUUCCUCAUAAGCA